Phoenix dactylifera (date palm) is the source of this 754-nucleotide messenger RNA. The record is from RefSeq and is a predicted model, not a curated record. Lineage: Eukaryota; Viridiplantae; Streptophyta; Magnoliopsida; Arecales; Arecaceae.
UCGAGCGAUGGCUUCUAACCCGAUGGUGUACCUCGACGUAACGAUCAACGGGGUCCCGGCGGGGAGGAUCGUGAUCGAGCUGUUCGCCGACGUGACGCCGAAGACGGCGGAGAACUUCCGGGCGCUGUGCACUGGGGAGAAGGGGCUCGGGCGGUCGGGGAAGCCGCUCCACUACAAGGGGUGCCCCUUCCACCGGGUGAUCCCGGGGUUCGUGUCUCAGGGCGGUGACUUCACCGCGGGCAACGGGACCGGGGGGGAGUCCAUCUACGGGGGCAAGUUCGCGGACGAGAACUUCGUGAAGAAGCACACGGGGCCCGGGGUGGUGUCCAUGGCCAACUCCGGGCCCAACACCAACGGCUCCCAGUUCUUCAUCUGCACCACCAAGACCCCCUGGCUCGACGGAAGGCACGUCGUCUUCGGCCAUGUCGUCGACGGGAUGGACGUCGUCAGAGCCAUGGAGGAGGUGGGCUCUCAGGGGGGCAGGACCUCCGAGCCCGUCGCCAUCGCCGACUGCGGCCAGCUCUCUUAGGCCAAACGCUCGUUCGUCGGCGGGCGCCUUUACCUGUCUUCUUCAGUUCUCUAUCGAAUAACGGGGAUUAAUGGUGUGUCUGAAUCCUCAUGCACUCUGAAUGUCUCUUUCCCAACAUCUGGAUGGAGGGGUUUGUUUCGAUCUGUUCGAUCUAUGCCAUGCUCCAUCUUUUGUUGAAUCUAUGCUUUUAUGCAUUAAUAAUAAAACUUGGAUUUUAUCAACGUA